Messenger RNA from Acanthosepion pharaonis, 1140 nucleotides. NCBI's taxonomy places the organism in Eukaryota, Metazoa, Mollusca, Cephalopoda, Sepiida, Sepiidae. The record is from the annotation of a GenBank genome assembly.
AUGUUGAUCGCCUCUGACAAUAUUAUCUCUUCUGCUACUGGAAUCCAGCAAGGUGAUCCACUUGGUCUGCUACUAUUUUGGAUGGCUGUUGACGGGGUAGCUCGUUCCAUCGCCUCUCCUUUCAAUAUAUGGUAUAUUGGCGAUGCAACGUUGGGAGGAUCCAUCGAGGCCGUAGCUGCUGACCUCCGACGAGUUAUUUCUGCUUUAUCUCUGCUUGGACUUGGGAUUAACUCGUCCAAAUCUGAGAUAAUAAACUUGAAUUAUAGUGCAGAUGAUUUUGAGAGUGCUAUCCGGGAUAUCAGACUCAUCCUUGAGGAUAUAAAAAUAACAUCUAAUGAGGAAUUACAUAUUCUUGGUUCUUCAGUCUUUCCAAUGGUCAUUCGAGAAUGUUUGGAUACUAAGCAUAUCAUUCUAACAAGAAUGACUGAGAAAUUGCAAUUAAUUGAUGCAAAUCCAGCCCUCUUCCUCUUGAAGAACAGUUUUUCGCUACCGAGUUUCCUCUACACCCUCCUAAGUGCCCCUUGCUACCUCGAACAGGAUUUCUUAAAUGAUAUGGAUAUCACAGUUAAGAGAUGCAAGGAGUUAAUUUGCAACGUUAAUAUCGACGACAUAGACUGGAGGCAAGCAAAGCUCCCUUUGAGUUUCGGAGGCCUGGGCCUUCGAUCAGCGGCAGACUUGGCCCUUCCAACAUAUCUUUCUUCGCUUUCUUUCAGUUGCAAAUUAAUUGAUGAGAUACUUAAUGUUUUUCGGGUAUUUUUUUUUGAACCAGCAAGCAGCGCCUGGGCCCAAGAAUUACGCUCUCUCUGGAUCAGCAUCGCUUCGCCUGUCUGCUAUCUGCUUCACAACCGAGAAGUGGCGCCUAGCUCUCUUGAUGUUGAUCCUUGCUUCCCUCAGUGCAAACCUUCCAAAUUUGCUGCCAUUAUUGGCAUCAGUGCUUCCCUUUCAAUCAUUUCAGUAUUUCCCGAUUUUCGGUUUACUUCUCGGUGUCACUAUAGCACUAGAUCGACGUCAAAUUUCGCGAGAAACGCAUCAUUCCUCGCCGCGUUCCGAAAAGCACCAUGUCUUUGCUGCAGCACAAGUCUUCGGUUCCUCAUAAAGUUGGUCAUAUCUAUCUAUCUAUCUAUCUAUCUAUCUAUUUAA